This is a messenger RNA of Bicyclus anynana (squinting bush brown), 5429 nucleotides long. It is a transcript of the gene lin, whose product is annotated as protein lines. Lineage: Eukaryota; Metazoa; Arthropoda; Insecta; Lepidoptera; Nymphalidae. The coding region runs from base 413 to 2863 and encodes 816 amino acids. The record is from RefSeq and is a predicted model, not a curated record. The transcript is spliced from 2 exons.
AAACAAAAUAAAAUUUUAGGAUUAUUUAAAAACUUUACAAUUUUUGUUGUUAAAUAGUUUUAAUUUUGUAGAUGAGGUGAUAUAGUUUAUUAAAAAAUUCCAUGGUAAAAAGUAUCGCAAUUGACAGAGCGUCAUUGUACGUAAUGGAGUCGAUGUUCUAUUCAACAAAGUUGUGAUUGAAGAAUUUGAUUAUUUUUAUUGAAAUAUCACAUAAAACUGUGUGUAAUUGUGUGUCGAUGAAGUGAAGUGAACAUUUAUUAGUAUUUUAUGGAUACCAAGACCAAUAAAACGUGUUUAAACAACCUCAUUUGCCCAUCAAUGAACGACAGCAGCGAAAGGAACAAUACAUUGAUAUUAUGCGCGCUAUAAUAAAGCCCGAACACAUAAUCGGAACGCCCAAUCACGCGGGUUAAUGGUUCUAAGAGGGCAAGUUUGUUUUCCAACAUCAGAUGAAGGAAUGGCGUCAGAUCAACCCGUUAAGAAGAAACAGAGGAUAGAUGGGCCGGAUAUCGAUGACGGGAGUGACAGGUCCGCUGAGGAUAUCCUCGCGGACAUAUACGACUCUGAAACCCCACCGGCUGAUACGUCAGGGGAUUAUGCGUCGAGAAACGGUGAGUCUCCGGACAGCGGGACCGUAAGUGAAGACGCGGUGGAUUGCUCCACCAUCCUGAGGCUGCCGAGUGAUACAAAUGUGGACAUUAUCCCUUCGUCUUCUACCACGCCACACUGGACUGUAGCGGAUGAUAAGCUCCUCGCUGAGCUACGGAUAAUCCAAACUGCACUAGUGGGUCAAUGUUUGUGUGGUUUUAAUGAAAACACUCUCUCUCAGCUGUUUGAUCGCCGACUGCAUAUAGUGGCGUGGCCUUUGACCUGCUCCUUAACUUAUCUAUCGACUAUGCAGCUUAUGUUCGACAUAUAUUUGAAACAAAACCACACAGGCACUAUAUGUUCCAGAUUAAUGUAUGCAUGUGAUAUAUUUGUCAGGAACAGGCACGAUUGGAUAUCUGAGGUUGUUGAACUCUCAGAGCAUAAAAGUAAAUUCAUGACAUUCGUAGCUUGCAGGGUAUUAGCUAGUUUUUUAAUAGUUUCAAAAGACACUGUUGAUGAAAAUUGGUUGCAACAGAUAACUGAGAACAUAUAUUUGUUUGAUAGGAUAAACAGGAUAACUGUUCAGAAAAUAAACUUCAGCUUAGACAUAAUUAAGAGGAUAGUGGAGUGGAAAGAUGUGGAACAGCACCCUUUAGAGGAAAGUAGCUAUAUAAAUACAGCAGGAAGUGUGCAAGUUCAAGAAGACAAUCCUUUUAGAAGUAGCACAAGUGGUAGUAGUAGUAGUGGUAAUGCGCAAACGCCUAGUAUUUCUAGUUCUCGUAGUGAUAAUUUACAUAGUGCCUUUUCCAAUUUGCAAACUCAGAGUUCACCGUCUACAUCUGGUGAUAAGUCUAGUAGUAAACCUGUACAGUUUAAACUCCACGAGCCAGUGUUUAAGUUUCCUGCUGAGACAGCAAAUAUGGAGCAAUCUGUGUCACCAGAACCAUCACCUGCGAGGAUAGAAAGGGUCAACGAACAUGGCUGCAUAACAGUCAUGUUGACUGACUCAGAAUCUUUUGACACAUCUCAUAUUAAGUGUUUAACUAUAAAAACUUUGGAACACCAUUGGCCGGUGCUGGUCAAAAACAUGAAGCUACUCCUGCUAAGGUACCUGAAUUUAUCUAAUGCUGAAAAUUGUAUAUUAACAUUUUUCUCCCUAUGGGAGAACAUUAUUAGUGUGAAGGCGAAUCUCUCAGUGAUUGAUACAAAACCAUUUUAUGCAGACUUGCAAGGUUUUGUUGAUUUAUUAAGGAACACUAUGCUGCCCAGUUUAAUUUACACACAUUUGCUUAGUUUGUUUAAUGAAGUUCUUUGUUAUGGUUCAACAUUGGCUCUACAGGAUAUAUUGCCUGAAGAGAUAUGUUGUCUAGCUCAUUCUAUGGUGAGAUAUGUUAAAGACUUUAGACUGUUAAGUGAGGUGCGAGUGCAGAGGAGUAGGAGUGGGUUUGGUUUCCUGGGUCAUAACUGCUCGGUAGUUAGAGAUUACACGCUGGGUCCGGAGGUUGCGCCUUUGUCAUCUUCGAUACAAUUGGUUGAUCAGAGCUAUGGGGAAGAUGAUAAUGACGACUCCUCCCAGUCAAGGAAUGAAGUAGACAAGACGAUGCUGCAGCAAAUGUCUUUAUUAGUACUCAAAUCUGUAGCUGUUACAGUUAAGGAGAUGCGUUGUGAUUCCUCAGACAGUUCGAUAGACUCAUCUGAUUAUAACGCUAUACAAGACAUGCAGAUUGUAGAAAGAUCUAUUCGUGAUGUUUUGAAAAAGCUUGAUGUGUUCAUUAGAAACUGCUUUGAGUUCCAUCCAGAGACUCCAUUCACAAAAAUGCUUAUACAUUUAUUUAGUGAACAAGAUGAUUAUCUGAUUGAAUCUAUGGUUUGCACAUUGGAUAUAACAGUUGGUAUAGUGUAUAGAAAUUCAAUGUACCCAGACUUGAUACCCAUGUUGAAUCCCAUUAUGUCUUUUAUAGAAUUUCUUAAAGUUGUCUCCCACGAUAGCGAUGUUCUAUUGGAUUAUCUUGUGAGUAAUGAAACAUGCUUCCUUUUGUAUUUGCUUCGGUUUCUCAAGUAUGUAAGGAGGAAUUGGCCCAAGUUUCUGGAAACAUGCCAGCAAGCUGAUUCCGGUGGCAACAGAGGGCUUGACGAUACAAUGAGGGUGCUUAUAAGGUUGAGAUUACAGAUAAGUAGGCUGGUAUCUAGGUCUCUGUUCCCUUACAACAUAAGUCCAGUGUUGAGAUUAUUAGAAGUUUGUGAGAGUCUGUAUGAAGGUAAUGAGUUUAGUUGAAUGACAAUGCUGCCAUUAUUGAGGGUACAAAUUAUUUUUUAAUAUAUAACAUGAUAUUUGUCUUGUUGCAAUUAUUAUCAAAUAUAGAAUGUUCUCUUGGCCAAUGCAGUGUUAAAUAUUUUUUUGUUUAUUAUGAACUUUUCAUUAAAUUCUUGAUUGCUGUUGUAAGGAGGUGUAAUCCAUGCAUUUGGGAAUAUUUUGUCAACAGAUAACCUGAGUGGCGUUUUCAAGUUUUUUUUUUUUGCUGAAAAUAGCAAAAAAUAUAUUUUCAAAUUGCUGAGAUUGUAAAUUUAAAUAAUUGUAUGAUUUGGUACCUUGUCCUUUCAAUAAAGACUGGCAACUUGUAACAUUCCAUUGGUUAAUUAUUAUUUGUUUAAUGUUAAGAGUUUUUAGUACCUACUUAUUAGGCUAAAAUGAUUAAUUUAUAUUAAAUGUAAUUAUUAUAUGUAAUGAUAUAAUAACUUAACUACUCAUAAUAAAUUAAAGUCUUCCUCCAAUGAGUUAAUGUAAAAAAAUUGCACAGUUAAAUAAUAAUUAUUAUUGCGCAAUAUAAUAAAAUAAUAUUUUAUUAAUUGAAAAACCUGAAGUGCCUUACGACUUACGAUGAGUUCAAAUGGUGCUAAAUUAUAAAAAUUUAUAGUUUGAAUAAUUAAAACUAAUACAUGUUUUUUUUUGUGUUUUAAUGAUAUUAUUGGUCUUUUUUGAAUUGUUUCAUGAAUUUGUUUCAUCCCAUAAAACUCGUGUCUUUAAUUAUUGUCUUCUAAAAUGUUCAUUUACUGAUUUCAAUUUUUUUAAUUUUUUUAAUAUUUUACAAAAUGCUGUCAAAAGUCAACAUCUCAUCAAGCGUUGUUAUAGUAUUUGACGCAUACAUUUUGACAGGUUUUCGCGGAAUUAUCAAAACAAAAUUAGUUUUGACACAUGAAAUUCCGCUUAGUGACCUUAAGUUAUGUUCUCUAGACUUUCAUUUAUUUUUAUAUUAAUACAUAGAUGUCAUAAUAAAUAGGUUUUACAUAAAAUUAAAUUAAUUUAUGUUAUACCUAGCGUUUAGUUAAAUUCAGUAGCUAUAGAUUUAAUUUAUUUCCGUCAGGUUGUAUAUUUUUUAGUUUUAAAGCAUACGAAAAUGCGGGUUUUAAAUAUGUAACUUUUAAAAAUAAUAUUAAUUUUAUUAUUCUUUAAACUAAAUUAUAUCACUGUUCAUCAUGUAAAUAUUACUUUGCCAUUAAUUUUUUACCAUGUAAUUAUCGUAAUAAAUAUAAUCAGUAUUAAUACAUUAUAUACAUUAUAAUUUAUAUUAUAUACAUCAUACUUAGCAAUAAUUUUAUAUGAAAGGUAUUUUUUUAAACUCAACAAAACUGUUUUAAUAAUUUAUCCCAGAUAUUCGUUUAAUUUGCAAUUAAGCAUAAAAAACACACAGAAUAAAUUAAACUUAUUUUAUUAUUCACAGUAAUCUUUGUCUAUUUAGGUAUAAUUUUAAUUUUCAAUGUCUUGAAACUAUGCAAUCAUAAUAUAAAUUAAAAGCAUUAAAAAAUGUUGCCAUAAAUGUGGUGUACAAUAAAUAGGUUGAUAUUAAUUCUGUAUUUUAUUAUUAAAAAUGAAUCAAUUUUAUUUUUUUACACACCAUGUUUACCAACUUAGCAUUCGCCAAUUUUGUGUUAUACAUGGGAUAUAAUUUCUAGAAAAGACAGCGUUUAGACAUAUCAUGUUCAUUAGUCGAAAUUAAUUCAUUUCCUAUACAGAAUAAAGAUUUAACAUCAUUAAGUAAAUAACUACUAUAUUCCAUAUUAUUGAGUUUUAAAGAUCUUAUGGCAGCUAAUUGAAAGUUGUAUAAUUACUUCAAAAUAGUUUUUUUUACAGAACAUAGUCAUGUCUUACAUACUGAUAUAGUCUCCAUUAAAUAAUAAUGAGUAAGGAAUCUCAAUGGUUAUCAAACAGACUUCUAUAUAUGUAAUACUAGAAAAUAUAUAAAACGCAAUGUGGUUUGAAAAAAAAUCCAUAAAUAGAAUCAUACUAAAAUUCACAAUCUUGUUUGACCAACCAACUCUGUAACUAAAAAUGUCACAACAAAAAUGCGUUACAAAAUUAUAAUUUAUUAUCAAUACUUUGAUUUAAUAAUGUGUUUCCGUAAGAUGAUGUUUUCAAUCCCUGAAGUAUGUAAUUUAAUUUUCCCUAAUUCCGAAAAUCCUGUUUGUGUAAGUUUAAAAUUUCGAGAUGUAAUCAUAUAACGCAGAGCGCAAAAUUAAAUUGUUUAAUACGUUCAAAAUCGGUUGAUAAAAAAGCAGGUACUUUAAAGUCACUUUUGUACUGUACUUUGUAAACUAUCCUUAAUUUAGCCCCACUUUGUAUCAUGGAUAAGAUUAUCGAAAGUUCGUCUGUUUGUUUGCACUAUUGUAACAAGAUAGGGAUUUUCAUUAUAUACUUUGCUGUUAGUACAUUUUCAUUCUUAACUGUAACUUCGUAGUUAUUGUAUCAUUUGUUUGUAUCGGAAAUAGUUAAGGUAGACUUAACUUUGUUAAUGUUUAGUAAUGGUUAAUUUAAUAAAAUGAAAUAUUUUUGUACAUGACGCGAA